Molecule: messenger RNA, 2632 nt
Organism: Psammomys obesus (fat sand rat)
Lineage: Eukaryota; Metazoa; Chordata; Mammalia; Rodentia; Muridae
Product: murinoglobulin-1-like
Exons: 20
Coding region: 116-2614 (832 amino acids)
Molecular function (GO): endopeptidase inhibitor activity
Source: RefSeq, a predicted model, not a curated record
UUUUGAAGUCAGGUUUGCCAAAGGGGUCACCACCCUCUGUUCUGAACUAACACUGCUUUCCCUUUUGUUUCAGUUUCCUGUGGUUUACAUUGAGGAUCCAAAAACGAACCGAAUUAUGCAGUGGCAGAAUAUCAGCACAGAGAACGGGCUUAAGCAACUGUCCUUCAGUCUGUCUCUGGAGCCCAUUCUGGGCUCCUACAAGAUAGUGAUACAAAAACAAUCAGGAGUGAAGAAAGAGCACUCCUUCACCGUGGAGGAAUUCGUGCUUCCCAGAUUUAAAGUUCAACUAAAGGUCCCAAAGGGCAUCUAUAUGCAAGAAGAAAAACUAAAUGUGACGGCAUGUGCAGUAUACACCUACGGGAAGCCUGUCCCAGGACAUGUAAAUAUAAGUAUAUGCCUUAAAUAUCCUUACGCCAACCAUUGGGAACAGCCUGGAUGCAAAGAAGUCAGUUACCAGCUGGACAAAAAUGGCUGCAUCACACAAGAAGAAAACAUCACUGUGUUCCAAAUAAAUAAAAGAUAUUAUGGCAUGGAGGAUAUUCGUGUGAAUGCAAAGGUUAUAGAAGAAGGGACAGGAUUCGAGUUCAGUGGAUCUGGAAAAACUAAAAUUGAAAGUACCACAACCAAACUAGUAUUUGUGAAAGUGGACUCACACUUUAGACCUGGGAUUCCAUUCCUUAUGAAAGUUCGCCUAGUGGAUCUCAACGACAUUCCUCUCCCAAAUGAGCAAGUCUUCAUCAAACUACAUGAAGCUGACUACACCAGUGCUAUCACUGAUCAACAUGGCCUGGCAGAAUUCUCCAUCAACACCACCGGCAUUGUGGGUUCUUACUUCACUAUCAAAGUCUACCACAAGAAAGGAAAUCGGUGUUUUCAUUUCCCUUGCGUGGAAGAAAAAUACGCAGAAGCAAGGCAUGAGGCCUACAAAGUUUAUACCGUGAGCAAGAGCUAUGUCUACCUUAAGACAGAGCCUGGCAUCUUGCCCUGCAACCAGAUUCACACAGUUCAGGCACAUUUUAUUCUGAAGGGGCCGGUCUUGUUGUUGCUGAGAGAGCUCAAUUUUUACUACCUGGUCAUGGCCCAGGGCAAAAUCGUCCAUACAGGAAGCCACACUCACCACAUGGAACCCAGCAAAUUCGCUCCAGCUCCAGUGGAAGGCCACAUCACCUUGGAGAUCCCCGUGGAGUUCGGCAUGGCCCCUGGGGCUAAAAUGCUCAUCUAUGCCAUCUUGCCUGAUGGAGAAGUGAUUGCAGACUCUGCAAAAUUUAAAAUUGAAAACUGUCUUCUUAAUGAAGUGGACCUGAGCUUCAGCCCAGCCCGAAGUCUCCCUGCCUCACAGGCCCAUCUGCGUGUCACAGCUUCUCCUCAGUCCCUCUGUGGCCUGAGAGCAGUGGACCAAAGCGUGUUGCUCCUGAGGCCUGAAGCUGAGCUCUCCCCUUCCUGGAUCUACAAUCUGCCAGAGAUGCAGCACAAGGACCUUACUCCAAGAUCCCACCAGCUCUCUAAAGACUAUCAUUGUAUUAUGGGUCAUAGAGUCACAUACUCAGGACCAGGCGCAUAUGACAAGGAUGCCUAUGACUACAUAGAGGACAUGGGUUUACAGGCCUUCACCAACUUGAAGAUCAAAUAUCCUAAACUAUGUCCUUACAUUGACUAUGCGCUAACAGCAGAGUCUCCAAACUUUGAUCUUGCCGAUGCCAGCGUUGAACCUGAAGUUACGGUGGCAAAUAAAAACCUUUUCCAUGGAGAUCCAACAAUUGAGACCUUUCGAAAAUAUUUUCCUGAAACCUGGAUCUGGGAUUUAGUCACAAUAAACUCCUCAGGUGUGGCUGAAAUGGAAGUGACAGUCCCUGACACCAUCACUGAGUGGAAGGCCGGGGCCUUCUGCCUGUCCAAUGACACUGGACUUGGGCUCUCUCCUGUGGUUUCUCUCCAAGCCUUCCAACCCUUCUUCGUGGAGCUCACGAUGCCCUACUCUGUGAUCCGUGGAGAAGCCUUCACGCUCAAGGCCACUGUGCUGAACUAUCUUCCCACCUGCAUCCGGCUGGGUGUGCAGCUGGCAGCCUCUCCGGAUUUCACAGCUGUCCCGGUGGAGAAAGCCCAAGAUUCUUACUGCCUCUGUGCCAACGGGAGGCACACCACAUCCUGGUUGGUGACUCCCAAGUCUCUAGGAAAUGUGAAUUUCUCUGUGACUGCAGAGACACUGCAGUCCCCAGAGCCCUGUGGUUCUGAGGUGGCCACAGUCCCUGAAACCAGGAGAAAGGACACAGUUGUCAAAGUCCUGAUUGUUGAGCCUGAAGGAAUUCAGGAGGAGCACACCUUCAGUUCCCUGCUCUGUGCAUCAGAUGCUGGGCUAUCCGAAAAAUUGUCCCUGCUGCUCCCACCAACAGUAGUGAACAAUUCAGCCAGAGCCCAUUUCUCUGUGUUGGGUGAUAUCCUGAGUUCAGCCAUUAAAAACACCCAAAAUCUUCUCCACAUGCCCUAUGGCUGUGGGGAGCAGAACAUGGUCCUUUUUGCUCCUAACAUCUAUGUACUGAAAUAUCUCAAUGUAACUCAACAGCUGACUCAGAAGAUCAAGUCCAAGGCCAUUGACUACCUCAAUGCUGGUCAGUAAGGCUAACAAACCCCACUU